Molecule: messenger RNA, 1073 nt
Organism: Rubroshorea leprosula
Lineage: Eukaryota; Viridiplantae; Streptophyta; Magnoliopsida; Malvales; Dipterocarpaceae
Source: the annotation of a GenBank genome assembly
CAUUUUCGCGUCUGCUCUGUUCUUUCUUCCUCUGUAGCCGAACACCACCAGCCUUCACCAACACCUACUCCUCUCGAAAAUUUGGUAAGAUUUUGGUAAAUUCUUUCCCUUGUCUUGUUAAAUAACAAGAUUUAGAGCUUAAAACUCUCUCCCUCAACCCAAGAAUCCCGGAUCUGCUGCUUUCUUCCUCCCUUGCCGCCGACCACAGCUGGGUGUGAGUCCGGUUUUUCCUGGUAAAAUCAGCCAUGAAAUUCAUCUAUUCUCUCUUAAUUUGGCUUGGGCUCACUCUAAUCUUGUUAUUCUUCCAAUUUCUAGCAAACCCGUGGAAGCUCCUCCAAUUCCCGUCGGUCCUCCCAUACCCGUUAGCUCCAACUUUGCUUGUUGGGAAUUUUUGGUAGUGAGACCCGACGCGUGGGAAGCCCAGGGGAGUGACGAGCUAGACGGCUAGGCACUUUUGGACUUAGGUUUUUGUAGCUAAGUCGUUAGUCACCCAUGCUUGACAUAGUAAAUUUUGUGUACAGAAUUUAAUGUUAGUCAUGAUUGUAUAUAUGAAGUGAUAAAUUUUGUACAUCUGACUAGUAAAUAUUUGAUAAUUAAAAAGGCUUAGAUCUGAAUUACCUGAAUUGCUAAGUAUGAACUCAAACAAUGAGUUCCUGUCAUUCCACAUACACCAAAAGGUUGAGCAGAAGAGGGUGGACUAGGGAAUUUGGGGGCGAACCAACAUAAAGGUAAAAGAGCAAUUGGCUCAGAGCUAGUUAAAAAGAUCAUGGUUGAAACUAGGGAAAUAGGGGGUUGGGAUGGGAAGAGAGCUCUAAAAGUGAGGGAUAAAGGGGCAAUCACAGAUGAGGUAAAUAGUAGAUUCAACCAUGGAGUUACAUCUUGGACAUGUAGUAGGGAUAUGGAGACCUCUAUUAGUAAGAAAAAGGUGAGAAGCAAUGCGAUCGUGAGCAAGGAGCUAGAUGAAAAACUUGAUCUUUGUGAUGGUUAGACUUUUCCACACCCAAAGCCAGUUAUUUGGUUUGGGUGAAGCAUUACAUGAGAGUUUGUAAGCAAAAGAAAUUGUGAAAAAGCCA